AUAUAGUCAGUAUGCUGACUUAACUACUUAUACCCUAAGAGAGAAUAGGACUGGGAAGUCAAGUAAGAGAGAGAGAGAGCGAGAGAGAGAGAGAGAGAGAGAGAGAUCAAAGGUCCAAGAGACAACUAGAGCGAGAAUUAGGCUGCAGAGGAGGCAGAGACGGAGAGAGAGAGGGAGAGAGAGAGAAACAACAAGAGAGGUACAGGAAAGAAUAAAGAUAUAGUUUUGUACAGUUUCUCCAAGCUGACAAUAAAGACAAUGUACAGACUUCAUGCUGUCGUGAUAGAGAACACAAAGAUUUAGUGUCGACACGUUUUGAUUCAAAAUUCAGUGCAAUGGAAUAAUCAGAACAUUUUAAAGGCACUAGGGUCAUGUGUAUAGUUUCAGACAAAGGAUUCUAUUGAAGUUUCUGAACGAUGCUUAUCUCGGUCGUUACCGUAGCACGUGAGCAUCGUUUAUUCCUAAGUAAAGAUUCAUAUCUAUAGCGGGAAAAACAAACUAUAAAUAGAAACAUGUUCGGAGUUUCCCGUGAGAACACUAAAGGAAGUGUAGAUGAGUUGGCACCAUUGAAGCUCAAUUGAAGGUGGUGGACAUUUUGAAGUUGAUCGUGAAGUCUCAACUGUUUGUCCAUUAAACUUGUCAGAACUUUUACUGUCAAUUCACUUGGUCAGUGUUGUGGAUACAUAAUGUGGCCUUAUGGGAUACAUCUAGAAGCAGAGUUUCGGUGGAAAACAUCACAUGACUGUUGUUUAAUGGGAUAUAUUAGGCGAGAGCUGUCAGUUGGAUACAUAGAGUGACUGUAGCCAGAGGAAAUAGUUAUCUGAAUUACCCAGUGACCCGGUUGGAGUAUCUCAAGUAACUGUUGCCCUGUGACCUCUGACGUGUGAUCACGAGGCCACCCUGUCGCAAUGCCAUCAACACUGGACAGCGACCGACCCGCGACUAGGGUGCAGUUCAUGGGGCGUACAGGAACGGGUAUAUCCACGCUGACCAAGCCCUUCGUGAAAAACCUAAGCCCUAUCUCACCCAAGGGGGAGAAUCCUCCACCUUUGACUUCACCCAUCACGCCCAAGCCUAGAAUCCAAGGGCCACAACUGAGUGUAGUAGAAGACGACAUGGAGGAUAGCGAGGAUCUAAGCCUGGAGGCCUCCAAACUAAGGUCCGAGCGGGCAGCGGAGUUCGAGAUAGAGCAUAACUGGCUCCUGAAGGAUGAGACGGAGAAGCGCUACAAGAGAUUUGAGAGAACCAAGAAACAGCUGACCAUUCACCUGCCAGAUGAGGAUCCAAUGGAAGGCAUCAACAACAGACUUGAAGAAAUCAACUCAAUGGUGAAACCAAAGAUUCAACUUUUAGACUUUCUGGGAAACUUUAACAAGGAACAGAAGGAAAGAGUUUUAAACAUGAGCCGAAUGGACUCUAUGACAAUGAAACAAGAAAGAAGAAAACUUUGGAAGUCCACAGAUUAUCUUCGUCACAUCUUUAAGAUGGUAUAUGUGGUCACGUGUGCUGCUAAUGCCAGCAGACGGUACUUCUACCCAGAAGACCCUGAGGCAGGACCGUCGAUCAUGAGAAAACAAAGAAUGUUACACAGACGACGAAGUCCAGGAGCUGUCAAGUCUAAUCUCAGUUUUGAGUUACAAGAUACCCUGAUGACGAGUCCAAAAUAUCGUACAGAUGAACAGAUGAAAAAGAUUCUGUGGCUACUGAAAACAACAAAAGCUUUUCAAAAUCUUUUUCCAGAUGAGAUGAUUGUGGAACUGGCUAGGGUCGUGGCUUAUGAGAGAUAUGAUCACAACAGGCAUAUAGCAUAUCAAGGGAGAUCACCGGAACUGUUUUAUUUUGUAAUCACAGGAAGAAUCCACAAGCUUAGAGAGUACAAACUUCCAUCUGGAUGUCUCAAUAAAUUGAUUGGUGUCAUGCAGAAGGGAGAUAUGUCUGACGCAGAUGAGUUUGAACAUCAGAGACAGGAACAUUUGGUGGCUUCUGGUUCAGUCGAGGUUCUCAUUCUGUCCAAACCAGACUAUUCUCGAUUACUUCACACGACGCAAGGACUUCCGGUAGAGUUUUUACUGUCUAUAGAUCUGUUUAAAGAAUUUCCAGCUGAUGUAUUUGAAUCAAAUGCUUCAUCUAUUACAUAUCAGUAUUAUAGUCACAAUAAAAUAAUCUGCCCAGAUGUUAAUAAGACUCCAUGGCUUCAUGUUGUCAAAUCUGGUAGAGUGAAACUUGUGAGACGUCAGUAUGUCCUUGACACUGGCUCUGACCUUCUGUUUCAAGAGGACAAAGAUGAACCUGGUCUAGGGAGAACCUUCAGUCAUGCUCGAGCAAUGUUAGGCAAUUUGGACAGUCAGAGACGCCUGAGGAAUGUCAACCUUUCACUUUCGCAGUUGAUGAGACAACGCCGGAAACCAAGGGAGAUAAACACAAAAAGAGUCAACGUUCUCGAAAGUACAGAGGGAAGUUUUGAACUCACCCCUGCAGACGUAGGCACCACUGAUCUGUUGGUGGAGGAACCUGAAAGCGACACUGUCAUGAAACCAGAGAGAGAAUUUACUCUUCCGACCAUCGUAGUAAAUGCCCCUGACUUUAAAGCCUCCAGACUUAUGUCCCCUGAAAUCAAGUUGAAAGGUCCCUGGUCCAAGAGGAGCCAACUCAGUGCCAGGGGCGAGAUGAAUCAGACGACACACUUUCUACCAGACAUUCAAAGUAACGACUUUCCUCGAGCGUUUUUAACAAGAGAUAAAACUACCUUCACUGACGUCUCACCCGUACGGCCACUCAAGAAACGUCAAAAGAAAGACGUCCAGCUCAGGAAGACGUGCGUUCAGCUUGACCUUCUCAAGCCAGGAGACGUUUUUGGACUUGAGGACAUCGCUAAAAAAUUCAGAUUUGAACAAACAGAAUCUGACGAGAACUAUGGAUCUGCUGUGCAGCCGGAACUAACCGCAGAUGAAACAACAUUAUCUCUGAUAAGUGACGGCGCUGAAGUGAUAAGGAUAAGCAAACGAUUUUUCCUACGCCACGCCAGAAACAAUACAAUGUUGAGAGUUGAAAUUAUGCAACGUAGUUAUUUGAGUCCUGAAGAAACCAAACAAGUUUUAUACACUAAAGAUAGCUGGUGUCAGUACAAGGAGUCUCUAAUGAAAAGAUUGUUGAGCAGUCUAGUCCGGUAGUGACUUACUGACCUCUACGUGACCUCUCAAAGUCCGUGAAUGAAAUCAAUAAGGACACACAAAUACACCUGAUAGUUAUGCAAUUAUUUUAGUUAUUCUCAGUGGUAAUGGAGCUCUAACAGACCUCACACAUUGGACUUUGUGUUCAGUGCAUCACCACUUGGCAAUGUUUGAUAUCGUAUUAUAUUUUCACCAUGUACUGCUGGCCUCAUGUUGACUUGAUUGAUAAACUAUUGACACGAUGUACUGCUGGCCUCAUGUUGACUUGAUUGAAAAACUAUUGACACCUUGUACUGCUGGCCUCAUGUUGACUUGAUUGAUAAACUAUUGACACCUUGUACUGCUGGCCUCAUGUUGACUUGAUUGAUAAACUAUUGGACCUUGUACUGCUGGCCUCAUGUUGACUUGAUUGAUAAACUAUUGACACGAUGUACUGCUGGCCUCAUGUUGACUUGAUUGAUAAACUAUUGACACGAUGUACUGCUGGCCUCAUGUUGACUUGAUUGAAAAACUAUUGACACCUUGUACUGCUGGCCUCAUGUUGACUUGAUUGAUAAACUAUUGACACCUUGUACUGCUGGCCUCAUGUUGACUUGAUUGAUAAACUAUUGGACCUUGUACUGCUGGCCUCAUGUUGACUUGAUUGAUAAACUAUUGACACGAUGUACUGCUGGCCUCAUGUUGACUUGAUUGAUAAACUAUUGACACGAUGUACUGCUGGCCUCAUGUUGACUUGAUUGAAAAACUAUUGACACCUUGUACUGCUGGCCUCAUGUUGACUUGAUUGAUAAACUAUUGACACCUUGUACUGCUGGCCUCAUGUUGACUUGAUUGAUAAACUAUUGGACCUUGUACUGCUGGCCUCAUGUUGACUUGAUUGAUAAACUAUUGACACGAUGUACUGCUGGCCUCAUGUUGACUUGAUUGAAAAACUAUUGACACCUUGUACUGCUGGCCUCAUGUUGACUUGAUUGAUAAACUAUUGACAGUAAUUUAAUUUAACGACAUUCAAUGCUAUUCUAUAUUGGUAUGAAAUUAUUUUAAACAUUGGAUACUAUACAAAUGUUUGUUUUGUUUGAUUAUAAAAGAAUAUAUCGAAAUAUAUUUCAAAAAGAAUAAACUAUUUUGACAAUGA
Molecule: messenger RNA, 4305 nt
Organism: Biomphalaria glabrata
Lineage: Eukaryota; Metazoa; Mollusca; Gastropoda; Planorbidae
Exons: 24
Coding region: 909-3170 (753 amino acids)
Source: RefSeq, a predicted model, not a curated record